AGGCAACUAGCAGUACACCAAGCCUCGUGCACACUAAAACCACUUUCCGCUCUCCACCGCGCGUUUCUUAAUUAUGACAUAACCUCAAUUUUGACCGUUUUUAUAAAAAUUAAUAUUUACAUUUAAAAUGAAAAAACGCAGACAUUCUAAAGUUUCAGAAAGUGCAGAAUUAUCAGAAGCCGAUGAUGCAGAAAUCAUCAAAGUAAAUAUCCAAACGAAAUCAAGCUCACUUUCACCUAACCCCUCAGACUUGGACGAAGCCCCACCAUCACCCCCGCCACCAAAAUCAGUAGAAAAAGCGACCCCGAGUCCGAAAAAAAAGUUGUCUUCAAGCCCUCUGAAAAACUUUAUUUCGCAACACCCUGAGUUAGAGAAGGUCGCACUAGACGAUGUGGUAUCAGAAGAUGACGAUAUUUGCGUACUGGAAGUUCCUAGCACUUUAGAUUCGGAUUGUUUCAUCGGGAAAUUAAUUAAUUUCGACAAAAAAACUAAACUCAAAAUCAGUGGUAAAAAAUACAUAAUUGAGCCAAAUUUUGAAGACGUUAGACCGAUUAAUUUAAUCAGUCGUGGCAUUAAAGUAGUUAAACCUGUCGCGAAUUUAAAACUUCGUGAAUACCACAAAAAUAAACCUGACGACAAUAUUGUGAAUGUGGAUAAAUGUAAACCAACGCUUCCUGAAAAAAUUAAAGUAAGACACCCACUUUUUGGGGUUGAGUACAAAAAGAAGAUCGAGUUGAGUGAAGAAGUACAAAGGAAAUUGGACAACUCGAUCGAGAAGGCUUUGCAAAAAAUUAAGAAAAAGAAGAAAAAGAAUAAACACGUGGAAAAGGAAGACAGUCAAGUGAAGAAUAACAUAAAACCAAUUAAGCAAGAAGCAUUCACUUCGGGGGAUGAUGAACAAGAUGGACCUUUCUUUGAGGCUUUGAGAUCACACUGUGAAAAGAAAAACAAAUCUAAACACCGAAUAAAAGCUGAAGUGGACGAUCAAUUUUACGAGUCUUCUCUGGACGAGAAAAAGAAGAAAACGCAUCAAGUAUCCCCCGAAUAUAAAGACGAGAAAGAUGAGAAGAAGAAGAAACGUAAGAGUAGCUUUAAUGAGGGAUCUUCUGAUGAAAAACGAAGAAAACACUCAAGUCACACAUUCGAAAGUAACAACAGUUUUGAAGAGAAGAAACACGGAAACAAUUUGGUCAACAGUACGGUAAUCCCUGGUUUACAUUUACCACUUUUCGAUUUUGAUGUUAGUGGAAUUAUUAAUAAAGAUUCGGAAGUAAACAACGAUGAUUUGGAAGAGACUGAGCAAAGCGUAAAGAGCAAGAAGAAGAAGAAAACGGUGAAAGUGGAACCCGAGACGGAUCAUUCUGUGUCAAGUGAGGGAACGUCGCCAAAAAAGAAGAAGAAAAAGAUUAAGGAAGAAAAAGUGGAUGAGCAAACUAAUUCGUUAAUUUUUGACCUUUUGAAUAAAGUGAAGAGCGAGAUAGACAGUCCGGCGAAGCACAAGAAGAAGAAAAAAGCAGAUGGGUAAUUAACUGUAAACAUGGCGACUUUUUUAUUUUAUCAAAUGAUUUAAUGAAAUAUAUUUUCUUUUAAGUCACA
Messenger RNA from Tribolium castaneum (red flour beetle), 1596 nucleotides. RefSeq lists its product as uncharacterized. The record is from RefSeq and is a predicted model, not a curated record. NCBI's taxonomy places the organism in Eukaryota, Metazoa, Arthropoda, Insecta, Coleoptera, Tenebrionidae. The transcript is spliced from 2 exons. Bases 128 to 1525 code for a protein of 465 amino acids.